UUGCGCUCUCCCACUUCACUUCAUAUGUUAUUUUACAACUUUUUGUAGCCUGUUUAUUCGUAUUUUUGAUCGAAUUUUUCCGCGUAAGCAAAACUAUCAAGUUUGCCGCGAUCUCUUCCUCAAGGAAAUCCACGGGAAGCUCAAAAGAUGUGAUAGGUCAUCGCGCGGUCGGACGAAAAGUUUCCAUCGUCAAGAGCCGUCGGAGUCGAUGACAGCUUCCUGGUUAGGCUCAUUAUCGUUUAGAUUCUAAAUUCUACCGCCAUCAUUUACGAAUAAGCGUUUACGGCAAUUCUAUGUUUCGGAUAGUCGACCCACCCCCCAAUUUCAGGCAGAGCGAGUGGAUCUAUAAGAUGUUAUUUCUCUGGUCGAAGGAACCAACCCCGGAUCCAAGAACCGGUCCAUGGUUUGCUUGGUUCGCAACGGCUGUUCUGUUGUGGCGUUGCCGACGUCGUAUUACUAAAGCGAUUUUAGCUAUUUCACCUCUAAAAUUGUUAAAAAGACGUACUACCGGUCUAGCUAUCAAUCAGAAGACGAUUCUGAAGCAACAAAAAAGACACAGCCUUGCUCAGCUGCACAAGCAUAAGACUGUUGGCAUACGGCGAGCGAAGCGACUGUGCACCGGCGACGGUCCGCAUGUAUCCAGCAAUAUGUCCAUGAUACCACAGAUCCACUACAGAGUCACCAGGAGUGGUAGAAUCUACGGAAAAUAUCCGAACAAGACCGCUAUCCCAAAUGGCAGCAUUCAAGAAAGCCAUUAGUAUCGCACUGAAAUUAUCAAAUACUCAGCUAUACUGUUUUUGUCUCUGUAUAUAAAUCUUGUAAUUGUCAUUGUAUU
This is a messenger RNA of Cyphomyrmex costatus, 835 nucleotides long. RefSeq lists its product as uncharacterized. The transcript is spliced from 3 exons. The coding region runs from base 294 to 758 and encodes 154 amino acids. Lineage: Eukaryota; Metazoa; Arthropoda; Insecta; Hymenoptera; Formicidae. The record is from RefSeq and is a predicted model, not a curated record.